UGUGAUCAGGCUGGAAAGCCAAAUUCCUUAACCUCUGAUAGAUCCAUUAGCAUCUCCCUUGGAAAUAUGAGUGAUGUCUCUCACCCUUGUUCACAACUAUUUGAAAGAUACUCUGUCAAUCCAGUGGUUUGCAGAGCCAAAGAAGAUCAAAAGAAUUCAAGAAAUGUUACAGAUGGAGCAAAAAAACAGACUGCAAAUAAGAUCCUCCAAGUUUCUAAGCCCUCAGGACAUCAACCAGUUUCUGAAAGCCCUAGAUGGACCUCCAUAUCACAAUAUUUGAGUGACCGAGCCCCUGUUCAGGGUCACAGUUUCUCAUUGAUGUCUAGACAGCAAGACGAAAGUCAGCUUCUUGGUUGCAGAGAGGAAGUGACAAUCAGUAGAAUAUCACAACAAAUGUCCACUUUUGAUAAGAAUCCAAGCUACAGCACCAAUGAUCUAGAGUACUACCAUACACCAUCUGAAGAUGCUGGUGAGUACUCAAGUUGUGCCCUUGAUACUUCAGAUAUCAGCGAGGAGACUGUCCAGGUUCAGGAUGAUGAUGCAGCAUCCGUGGCACCAAGUGAAUGCAACACAGACAUUCUUGUCAGCAUUAACCCUCUUGCGAAUGCCACCCAGAAGGAGCAUCCUAAGGUUCCGGAGGAUCUGCCGAUGCACAACAAGUUCUCCAACUGGUCGGGCGUAAACUAUCAGCCACCUUUAAAUCUGGGCAGCAGUGUGUCUCCAUCAGAUCUCACUCGUGUCACCAGACAGAAAACAAAAAGCAGGUGUCCAGAUGUGUGCAGCUCAGAAAGUCAGGGGUCAGGUUUAGGGGAAGAGAGAGUGGCCUUGAGGAGCAACAGGGCAAAGGAGAUUGAGAUGUUGCGGAAGGAACGGGAGCAAGUAAUGGCUGCUGUUCGCCUCGACAUGAAUCCUCACCAACUGACUGUGGAGCUGACGGAGGCUAAGCUGCACUAUGGCCUGGGGGAAACUGAUGCGUUGCUGAAGCUGCUGAAGUCCAAUUCCAGGGAGGGGCCCUCUGCUGUCCCCACCAAACAGCAGCUCUAUGACAGACACAGGAGAAGCAUUGAAGGAUUACGCCAGGAGAGAGAGGCGCAGCUCCAAACCUGCCGGCGAGCGCGCAGCCUCAGCCCCGGCAAGCACCCCAUCCCCCCAGACCAAGGCACAGAACCGCCCACCAGGAGAGUCCCUGAUUCGCCUAGUCGGCGCAGGGAGUACUUGCAACAGCUUCGUCAGGUGGUGGUGGAGAGCACCAGAGUUCCAGAGCCCCCACGGCAGGUGGGCCAGUGCCCCUCUGAGAUCGAGCUGCUUCUGCGGGACUACGGCCGGGCACGCGAGGAGGCCAGGACGGAGAUCGCGCGCGCGCGGGACCGGCUUCGCGAGAGGACUGAGCAGGAGAAGAGACGACUCCAGCAGCAGGCUCUGUCUCGGGCAGUGAAGGAUGACUUGCGAUUCCGAACCCGUGUCAGCAGCAGCACUCUCUGUACUGGGUCAAGCCUCAGCCUGUCCUCGGGCCCCACUUCUGGCUAUAAUAGCAGCAACACUGUCCUACUAAAAGAGGGCAGCAGACCUACACAGACACUGCAGGUUCCAGAAAGUGGAGGGUUGAAGGUCAGAGGUCAUCCUCCUUUACGGGCCUCACAGAAUGUGGACAGUCAGCGACUGUGGCUCUCUGCCCAGGAUGUACGUUUGGAGACACCAGUCACUGAGAGCAGCCCCCAGCAGCCCUCCCCACGUGGACGCCAUCGCACCCUGUCUGUCAGCUUGCCCUUCUCCAUGUCCACCUCCUACCAGGACAUCGCCAAAUGCACCCUCACAAGCGCUAUCACAGAGGUACGUUCAGCUGCAGCAGGAGACCUCGGCAACCUGCUGGAGGGGAGGGCCUCUGGAGGUUGGAGGUACCAGGGAACAGAGCGAGGCGUGCAGGCCUUCUACAAGCCCUCCGCCAGCCCUUUAGUGCACAGCUUUCUCGGGGCUACGGAGCUGGAAAGGCCCCUGCCCAGCCUGUGGUGCAUGAUCCGGGAUCACUCCAAGACCCACCUGUACCACGAGUCUGUCCACUCCACCUGGACCCAGCCACUGGAUGACAGCACACAGCUGGUUUACCUGCUGACUGACCCCUCCGUGUGCCAUCUCACACAGCCACGAGACUUCUGCUGCAUCAGUACAGAGUCCAAACAGCAAGGUGAGUGGGUACUGGCGAUGCGUUCGGUGUUUGAGGAGUCUCUGCCACGCCCCAGUGUCGAUGCUGUCCGUGGGGAGCUGCUGCCCAGCGCCUGGGUCCUGCAGCCAACCCUUCGCCACGGUCGAGAGGUCGUCAGGGUCACAUACCUGCUGCAGGUGGACUUAGGGACUCCGGCCCUCCCACAGAGACUAUUGAGCAUUAUUGCCAGAAAACAAGCAGCUGUCAUUGCUGAGCUGGAUGCAUUUUUCUCACUCUGA
Megalops cyprinoides (Indo-Pacific tarpon) is the source of this 2439-nucleotide messenger RNA. Its product is annotated as stAR-related lipid transfer protein 9-like. The record is from RefSeq and is a predicted model, not a curated record. The coding region runs from base 67 to 2439 and encodes 790 amino acids. Lineage: Eukaryota; Metazoa; Chordata; Actinopteri; Elopiformes; Megalopidae. Gene Ontology annotation, molecular function: lipid binding. The transcript has 11 exons.